Physella acuta is the source of this 1311-nucleotide messenger RNA. RefSeq names its product multiple epidermal growth factor-like domains protein 11. Gene Ontology annotation, biological process: protein dephosphorylation. Lineage: Eukaryota; Metazoa; Mollusca; Gastropoda; Physidae. Gene Ontology annotation, molecular function: protein tyrosine phosphatase activity; scavenger receptor activity. The record is from RefSeq and is a predicted model, not a curated record.
AUGCAAUACAAGAACAGCGGGUACCAGAACAGCUUCAUACAGGAAAAUGCAAUACAAGAACAGCGGAUACCAGAACAGCUUCAUAUAGGAACAUGCAAUACAAGAACAGCGGGUACCAGAACAGCUUCAUACAGGAACAUGCAAUACAACUGCGAACAUGGAACCUACGGCCAGGAUUGUGACUUGAAAUGCAGCGUCAAAUGUGAGAAUCAGACCUGUCACAGCAUCACAGGCAGGUGUUUGAGUUGUCCCCCUGGAUGGCGGGGAGACUACUGUGAGCAGGAAUGCGAAAAAGGAACCUACGGCCAGGAAUGUGCCUUCAACUGCAGCGUCAAAUGUGAGAAUCAGACCUGUGACAGCAUCACAGGCCGGUGUUUAUGUUGUCCGCCUGGAUGGCGGGGAGACUGCUGUGAGCAGGACUGCGAACAUGGAACCUACGGCCAGGAAUGUGCCUUCAACUGCAGCGUCAAAUGUGAGAAUCAGACCUGUGACAGCAUCACAGGCCGGUGUUUGAGUUGUCCCCCUGGAUGGCGGGGAGACUACUGUGAGCAGGACUGCGAACAUGGAACCUACGGCCAGGAAUGUGCCUUCAACUGCAGCGUCAAAUGUGAUAAUCAGACCUGUGACAGCAUCACAGGCCGGUGUUUGAGAUGUCCCCCUGGAUGGCGGGGAGACUACUGUGAGCAGGAGUGUAUCGACACAAUUUUCGGGCCCAACUGCAAACAACAAUGCGACCCUGAUUGUGUGCCCGAGUCUACUGAGAUCAAACGCCUGUGUGACGCCAUCUGCGGAGAUAGUGUUUUAAGAAGCAAGAUUCUAGCUGACCCAAAUGCCGAGGACAAAAAGUAUCAACCUCUUUUACAAGUGCAUUCCCCCGGAGAAGAGGGCUAUAUCAAUGCUGUCACAUUACCUAGCCUGUACACCCAGACCAAACAGUUUUUGACCCAGCUGCCCAUGCCCACUACGGUCAAUGAUUUCUGGAGACUGGUCACACAGUAUAACGUCUCCUUGAUUGUUGCUUUUAAAUCAUAUGAAAAGGACAAGUCCUUAGCUAUCUACUUACCUGAAGAACAAGGCCAGCCGUUACAAUGUGGGAACAUAGCUGUCAAUGUCGAGUCAGUAACAACAGCACCAACAUGGACAGAAAUGAAGCUUACCGUUAAGGGGAAACAAACGCAAGAAGUGACUCAUCUCACGUUUACAGAGCGUCAUAUCGAACCCAAAAAUCUCCUACCGUUUGUUCAAUACGCGCGAUCGUUGAGAACUCCGGAUAAGUCAGUAGUUUACACGUGCAGGCAAGUGUGUUGGUGA